This is a messenger RNA of Racocetra persica, 2022 nucleotides long. NCBI's taxonomy places the organism in Eukaryota, Fungi, Glomeromycota, Glomeromycetes, Diversisporales, Gigasporaceae. The record is from the annotation of a GenBank genome assembly.
UAUAAGGCAGGAUAUACCCUUCUUGGUCUAAUAUGGCUUGGUCUUUUAACAUACACAACAUCAACACCUUUAUCACCCGCACCGAACCAACAUUUAGAUAUUACUCCUAGAGAUCCGCGUAAAAGAUACAAAAAGCAUAGACCAUUUAAGAAUUUUUAUAAAAAUGAUUCACAACCCGUGGACACAUCCUCCCCCUCUACAAUAAACAUUCCUAAAUCUAAUCCCACUGAUUUAUCAAUCCAUCCUACUGGCGCAUCAUCUGGUACUAAACCAACUGGCACAUCAUCAUCAACGGGUACUUUAUCCGCACUACCUAAAAGUACAAAUCGACCAGCUAACCUAGCUUCAGUAGGUACUCUUUCUCCCGGUAUUUUCCAACCCUUUUUACCGCUUGAAAAAACAAAUGGGCCAGUAACUCGAAAAUAUACAUUUACAUGUAAAAGAACUCAAUUGGCUCCCGAUGGUUUUUCUCGUGUUGUGUGGGCUGUAAAUGGACAGUAUCCUGGUCCAAUUAUUCGUGCAAACAAAGGUGACAAAAUGGAAGUAACAGUGAUUAAUGAACUUGAAGAUCCAACAGCCAUUCAUAUGCAUGGAAUCUUUAUGAGAAAUUCUACAUGGUUCGAUGGUGUUCCUGGACUGUCUCAAUGUCCUCAGAUAAGCGGAACAAAGUUUACAUAUAGUUUCGAUGUUGACCAAUACGGAACUUAUUGGUAUCAUUCUCAUUUUGUGGCUCAAUAUGUUGAUGGAAUGAAGGGUCCAAUCAUCAUUCAUGAUCCGGAUGAUCCAUAUCUAAAAUCAUAUGAUUACGAAUAUGUGAUGACUGUAAGUGAUUGGUAUCAUGAUCCAACCGGAAAUUUCAUGCCCACUUUUCGUAGUGUCAAGUAUCGAGGCGCUGAUCCUGUUCCUGAUUCUGGAGAAAUAAGUGGUGUAGGGCGUUAUGAUUGUAGCAAAGCUCCAGGAGGUUCAUCAUGUAAAGAUAAUGGAUAUGCUAUAUACAAGGUCCAACGAGGCAAAAAAUAUAGAUUUAGGAUAAUCAACACUAGUGCCAUGGCUCAUUUCACCGUUUCUAUUGACAAUCACCCGAUGACAAUUAUUGAAGUCGAAGGAACAAAUGUCAAAGAACAUACUGUUGAAUAUCUUCCGAUUAACAUUGCUGAACGUUACUCCGUAAUCAUUAAUUGCAAUCAGACAGUUGGCAAUUUUUGGAUCAAAGCAAUUAUGGCCCGGUGUAGCAUUCCCUACAGACCGGGAGAUCCUGGAACAAUCAACUCUAAUUCUGCCAUAAAUUACACCGUCUUAGGCAUCCUUCGUUAUGAGGGUGCCCCUGAAACCAAUCCACAAUCUACUGGGUUCAGUAUUCCUCCGCCAAACUGUUAUGAUCAAGAUCCAAAUACUUUGAAACCGUAUAAACCUGAACCGCCUCCAUCAGGUGAUGUUGAUACUAUUGGGUUCACGGUCAAUGUUGGUCUUUUACCGGUCACCGGCCUUUUAGCUGCGACGGUUAAUGGGAAAGCAUUCGUACCGGAUUUCUCUUAUCCAACGGUAAAAAGACUUAGAGAUGGCAUGGAUCCUAGCAGAUUCCUUGAUACGGAUAAUGCAUAUGGAUUUAAUAUCUCUAGUGGUUCACCAGUUGAAAUUUUGAUAAGAAAUGUUGAAAAUAGAACUCAUCCUUUCCACUUGCAUGGACAUGCGUUCUGGGUCGUUUGUACAGGCGAACCUGGAUCUAAUACUGGAGACCGAUCAAGUUUAAAUUGCAAUUAUGAUGAUCCUCCCCUGCGUGAUAUAGUAACUGUCAAACCAAGAAGUUUGACAGCAAUUAGGUAUAUAGCAGACAAUCCAGGAGUCUGGGCUUUCCAUUGUCAUAUUGAAUGGCACGUCGAAAUGGGAAUGGUUGCUCAACUAAUAGAAUCACCCGACUUACUUGGACAACAACUCCGUAACAUGCCCGAAGAAGUCUCGCAUCUUUGCGACCAAUUUGACAACACGAAUGGACUAUCUCAUGACCCUUCUAUGGAAAAUGAA